UUGGCAUAAGAUUAGAUAGGUACCGACCGAGCCGAGACCCUAGAGCUUAGCUCUUUUCACGAAGAUAUAUCCAACUUCAUCCACGAGUCGCCCUUCUUUGCCGAAGACAAACAUCACACCUGCAAUUGAUGUAUUCUUCCAAGAAAUGUUUUGGAACUUCCUUCCGCUAGGCGUAGGAAACCUGGUGGCCUUAUCUUUUCUUUUAACCUCCUCGUUAUGGCUGCGAUAUACUUUCAAACGCGACCACUUCUUAGCGUAUGAGAAGCGCGCUAACAGUAAAGAAGCGCCUUUUGUAUUUCCACAUAUCUUUCCGAUAUUAGGAAGCCUGCCCAUCGCGUAUCUCUGGGAUCCCAGAGGCUUUGUACUGAAUCCGAACAACUUCUUCCAAAGUGUGCCUCCAGUCCUCGUGAAGAUCCUUACUCAGGAGUUUUAUGUCGUACGCGGGCCGGAGAAUGUCAAAGCUCUCUUCAAGAAUUCAGGGCUGUGCACGUCAAUCCCCUUCGUCAAGUUCGCUCUUGGAUAUGCUUUCGGCUUGCCAGCCAAGGCAUUGAGGUUGUACGACAAGGACGACUCUGGUGGUAACCAUGUACCUCAUCCUGGCAGUACGGUUGAUGCCCGCAAUAGAAUUGACUACCAUGUGCAUCAGUCCCUGAACCGGUUUUUAGAAGGAAAGGGGCUUUUGCCCUUCUGGACUAGGUUCGCGGAUAAUAUCACCCAGCAGUUGUAUGGCCUCUACGGUCGUGUCGGGUCUGAUUGGGGCUAUCAUGACGACCUGAUGAAGGUAGUUGGAGACGAGGCCACCAUCUCAAUCAUCAAUGCCCUCUGUGGCCCAUACCUCUUAAGUCUGAACCCAAACUUCUUACAAGACUACUGGGAUUUUGACCGUAACUUGCAGACUUACCUUCAAGGAAUGCCUUGGUUUCUCGCGCCAAAAGCCUAUGCAGUUCGGAAGAGGGUAAUAGAUGCCGUGAAAAUCUGGCAGCAACAUGCAAGAGAUCAUUUCGAUGACUCGGCCGUCGGGACUGAUGGCGACGACCCGUUCUGGGGUAGUAGCUUCUUCCGAGAGCGGCAGGAAAUGUUUCUCAAAAUGGACGGUUUCGACUAUGCUGCCAUCGCAUCGCAGGAUUUUGGAGCAGUUUGGGCAGCAAGAAAUUCCAUUGUUUCUUCAUCCUGGGCGAUAUUCGAGAUAUACCGAGAUCCCGAAUUGCUCGCUGCCGUAAAGGCUGAGGUUGACGGUUGUGCGCUGAAGGACGCAGAUGGUCGCAUCCGGUUCGAUGUCGAACAAUUGCUUCGCCUACCCAUUCUGCAAGCCGUAUAUGCCGAGACCUUGCGACUUAGAAUGCAUUUUUACAUUAUCAGGAUGCCGGAUAGAGUCGACAUGAAUAUACGAGACUGGAUAAUACCGCGACAGAAGGUUAUCGUCACGCCAACGACGGUCGCACACAUGGAUCCUAAGGCAUGGCGUACUGGUCCGAAUAAUGAGCAUCCCGUUGAUCAAUUCUGGAUUGGAAGAUUUCUCAAGUAUCCUUCAAAGGGAGCCCAAGACGAUACGCAACCGCAAGAUUCUGCUUCGUCUCCGGCAUUCUCAACGAAAAAAAUCGAAGGGUCGUGGAUUCCGUACGGUGGCGGGCCGCGACAAUGUCCUGGUCGACACUUUGCGAAACGCCAGAUUUUGCUAACACUUGCUUUAAUGGUGAGUCUCUUUGACUGCGAAAUACUAGAGGGGGGUCGAAACGUGCAGGAGGACUUCACACUCAAGGGUUUUGGCGGUGGUGUUUCGCAUCCGGCUGGUAAGGUGCCAAUGAGGAUACGGCGCAGAGAUAGGCGUAGCUUGUAAAUUAUCUGAAUGAAGAGCGCCUCCCGCAAAACUGAAGAAAGCUACUUGCAAUCAACUGGUCGGGAAUAAUAUAUAUGGGUGAAUAAUAACAGAAUUGAGUCUCGAUGUUGGCGUAUGAUGCGGCAAAGAUCGUUCUAGCUAUUUCAAUUCUGAGUGAACGGUUGACAUUAACGGUGACCAGGGGAGUGUGCGCGCCCCGUAGAAUUAGUUACGGUCGGGAACAAGCUUUACGGUAAUUAGGUUAUCACUGUCCUGUCAUUCCCUGCCAGAGUCGAAGCAAGAUAGAAUGAGAAUAGAUCAACUCAACUUAAGUUCUGUCAAACUUAGCUAAUCUUCCCGUCGAACCUAGCUUGAUUUUCCCUCAAAUAUUGAGUUUCGAUAAACUUACAGUCUAAAAGUCUAAUGUGGGACUAAUUUGGAAAUGCACGUUAGCUUCGGAUGAAGCGUAAAUGGCGUCGAGUUUUCACAGUCUAGAAUAGACUGCCACGCCGUUCCAGCGGCUCGGCUUGACUUGGCAAGAAAGAGGAUUCAAAGGCCUUGAUUUUUCUUUUUAAAUAUUUU
Hypoxylon trugodes is the source of this 2398-nucleotide messenger RNA. RefSeq names its product cytochrome P450. The record is from RefSeq and is a predicted model, not a curated record. The transcript is spliced from 4 exons. NCBI's taxonomy places the organism in Eukaryota, Fungi, Ascomycota, Sordariomycetes, Xylariales, Hypoxylaceae. Bases 146 to 1837 code for a protein of 563 amino acids. Gene Ontology annotation, molecular function: iron ion binding; steroid hydroxylase activity; oxidoreductase activity, acting on paired donors, with incorporation or reduction of molecular oxygen.